This is a messenger RNA of Colletotrichum godetiae, 2628 nucleotides long. RefSeq lists its product as uncharacterized. The record is from RefSeq and is a predicted model, not a curated record. NCBI's taxonomy places the organism in Eukaryota, Fungi, Ascomycota, Sordariomycetes, Glomerellales, Glomerellaceae. The transcript is spliced from 3 exons. Gene Ontology annotation, molecular function: protein binding. The coding region runs from base 202 to 2412 and encodes 736 amino acids.
GCCUCCUGCAUACGACCAACAGAUACAUGAAUACCCAAUCACGUAUUCAUUCACUUUCGAACAAAACACAAUUCUGACCUACUUUGCUUUACUUCUUCUCUUCUUACUUCACCCACCGCACUCACCUCGAAUGACAACUCUGCGAAUUUCCACACGAUAAACAAUAUCAACAUCGACGCGUAACAUCACCUUCUAAUCGCCAUGGACAUCAAGGACGUUUCUGAUAUCGACGACUUUGCCUCCUUCACGGAAAGGCUCCGAGUCCUCGCGGAUCGAGCCAGUCGCAGAAAAGGACAGAUUCCCCACGAUCACCCUUUGCCCGGCAUGCUUGUGAUGCAGUUCAUGAUGGCAAGAUCAAUGCGUCUAUCACGCCCGGAAGCUUCGAGUGGAGGGUCAAAUUUUGCAACCACUCAGAUUCCGCCAGCAUAUCUCCCCUGCAUCCAGCCUGCAAACGAGCUGCAGCCUCUGCCAAUCUCCAAGAUGAGAUUGGAAGAGCACCAUCGAGGCAAGCGAGUUAUUAUUCGGACAAUGACGCCCACGGAUCAAAUCAACGCAAUCAUGGCCAUUGCCGAAGACGAGGCAGGCACUCCUGUCUUGCUUCAAGUCUACAAUCAACCAGAUCACACGGCUAUACAACCUGACGACCUGCUCCCUGAAGGCAGCAUCUGUAUUAUCAAGGACCCAUUCUUCAAGGUGACUACAGACGGCAAAUACAGCCUACGAGUGGACCAUGUUGGCGACAUCAUCCUACUAGCCGAGGGCGACGAACGCAUCCCGUCGCAGUGGAGGACCAGGAAGACUGGUGCCAACUCCGAGAAGAUCCGACAGCAAGGGAACACUGCUGUGGCACAGCAAGAAUGGGGGAAAGCAGAAAUCUUAUAUUCCAAGGCGCUCGCUUCUGCUAGCACGCCUGCAGAGAAGCGCGCAGCGCUCCUCAACCGUUCCUUGGCAAAUCUUAAGCUUCAUCGCCCAGAGAAGGCACUGAGUGACGCGAUUGAAAGCCGACAGAACAAUGGACCAACCGAGAAAGGACUGUUCCGAGAGGCCAAGGCCCACUAUGCGCUGGAACAAUUUUCAUUAUGCUCUGAGAAGCUACGCCAAGUAGUCGCACUGAACCCCCGAAACCGAGACGCAGAGAAGGAACUCGAGCGGACUCUAUGUCGCAUUCGCGAGCAAGAACAGGGGAUUUACCAGUGGAAGCAGAUGCAUACCCAAGCCGAGGCCACUCCGCCUACGGUCGAUUGUGCGACCUACACUGGUCCUGUCGAGGUGCGCCACUCCCCUGGACGUGGACGAGGACUGUUUACUUCCAAGCCAGUGAAGGCUGGCGAUCUUCUACUGUGCGAGAAAGCCUUUGCAUACAGCUAUGCUGGUGACGAUGAUGCUGUUGGUCGCCAGAACAUCAAAAUACUAAUGAGCUGGGACACAAAGAGGAUGGCGAUGGGCGGGCAGGCAGAUCUUCUCUCCGGCCUCGUACAGAAGCUGCAUCACAACCCCCAGGCUGCCUCUCGUUUCUUCGACUUGCACCGCGGGAAGUAUCGCUCAGGCGAGACUGCAGAGCAGAUUCAGAGGGUAGUUGAUACGUUCCUUGUCGCGAUGAUCGUGAGUCUCAACUGCUUCGGUGCACCGCGAGCAUCCAUCCUCAACUUGAGCGAUAAGGGAGGUGAACAAGGAAGCUACACCACCUGCGGCAUUUGGACUCAGGCGUCCCAUAUCAACCACUCAUGUGUCGGCAACUGUCGCCGCUCAUUCAUUGGAGACGUGAUGAUGGUACGAGCUUCGAGAGACAUAGAAGCCGGCACGGAGUUGCUGAUCAGCUACCGGAUGACCGAUGAAGGUGCUAGCCAUGACCAAACCCAGAAGAAAUUGCAGAACUGGGGGUUCAUUUGCCAAUGUGAGUUGUGCGAAGAGAAGAAGUUGAUCUCGAAGUCGACCUUCCAAAAACGCCAAGGCCUUUUCCGAGACUUGAAGAGCACCAUGAAAAACUGCAAGACUCUAGCCCAUGAGUCCAAGGCACAACGGCUGCUUGGCCAGCUAGAGGAGACUUACCCCGCCAGGAAAGGAUCCUACCGUCUAGAGCUAUGGGAUUCGUACCUUGCGCUCGGGCAGAAGCAACUGAGCAGGGGAAAAAUUAUUGAAGCUCUCGAGUUAUCGAUCAAGAGCCUCGAGGCUCGUGGCUUCAUUAUCGAGGCUAGCCGAGCGACAAACUUAUCCACCAAGCCUCAUCUGAAGGUCAUCAAGUGGGGUCCACCUGGCGAGCACAACGUAACGGCCUUCCUCGUUAUGUUCCACGCGUACAAGACUGUAGCCCCUGAUCUAUGCGGAACAGCGAAUGACUAUGCUCGGACGGCCUUCGCAAUUUGUUAUGGAGAGAAUGAAACUAUUGAGGAGGCCUUUGAGGAGCUCAAGUGAUGUUCGCACAAGCAUACAUGACUGGAGGCGGGGUGAUCCCACCCUCAUCUGGUGUAUUAGGGUUGACACCACGGUUAAACACUCGCUGUGAGGAGUUUAGAAGUAAUUUCAUAAAGUUGAGAUAUUGUAAGGGAAUAAGAGAAAAUAUGGGACAACUCAUCACGCUUGAAUUGUGCUCGAUGUUAACCCCAUCUUCCAGAAAUACCCCGCAAAGUC